AUGGAUGAUAUUUCGACAGAAGAACUAUCGGACAUUUCACAGGACAAUACGGACUCUCAAAAGGACCUCCUUUCGCCAUCAAAGAGAGAAGGAGAGUUACUUUCGCAAAUCGCCGAUUUGGAGGACAAACUCGAGCUAUUAGAGCAAGAAACGCUACCUGAGCUGAUGAAGGAUUUCCUCGUUGAAAAAAGUCCUAAAAUUCCGUCGAAAAAUAUAAAUAUUCCUGCGUCCGAGGGAAAGUGUGAGGGAGUGUGGCCGUUUGAGUGGUCAGGCUUUUUUGAGGGGCAAAAGACUUGCCCUUGCGGACCGUGCGUUUUAGCGGAGGCAAUCUACCAGGCUCAAGCCAGAGAGAAAAGACUUCAGUAUUGCGGUAUCGAUGAGAAAUGGAAAAAGAUUGAAUCCAAAGCCGCUGCGGACAAACGAACACUUCAUGCGUACAAGGAGUACUUGCGCGAUUCGGCAACAGCGGAGUCCAAACAGGAAAUGAAUGAGGCCGACGCCGAGCUAGAAAGCAAACGAGAAGAGUUCAGAAAUCAACUACUCCAGGAAUACGAGGAGAAGCAGCGCUUGAUGCUCGAGGAAAAGGCACAAAUGGACUCGUGUCCCAACUGGAUUGAAAUGUACGAAAACAAGAACAAACGGCGAUUACGCCCGCGUGAUGCGAAGGACGACAAGCCAGACGAUCCCCUCAGCAUUUCAAUCCAGAACAGCGGCUUGAAGUGGCUGCGUAAGAAGGCGAAGCUCUAUUACCCUGAGCUGGAUCCAAAGCGCAAACGCGUCGGCCACAGUGCGACACUUCUCACUGAAUCAGAAAUCCUACUCACCGAGGCCGAGAUCGCCGAAGACCUCAAGCUCAUCAAAACGAGUCGCAAGCGUCGCGACAACGCCGCUCCAGCUCAAAAGAAGGAUGUGCAAGUCAUAAACGGCAAGCUCAAGAUCGGAUUGAAGUACUUUUUCAAAAACGAAGUCGUCGUCCUCUUCCAGCGCGAGUCGAACAGUCGAGAGACAGUCAAGAUAACAUCGAUUACUGACAAAGAACUUAACUACAAGCGACCAAACGGCCAAAUUGGACGAAUAUCUCUCGGCAAACUUGCCCGAGACAAGUUUAAACUCUCCAAGUCACAGGAGCUUCACAGCAGCCAGUAA
Molecule: messenger RNA, 1146 nt
Organism: Oikopleura dioica
Lineage: Eukaryota; Metazoa; Chordata; Appendicularia; Copelata; Oikopleuridae
Source: the annotation of a GenBank genome assembly